CUGCUGCCAAUGCUAUUACCUCAGUAGACACCACUUACAGCCCGCUUGCCGUUCCAACGAUUUGCAAGCCGCUGCCACCUCGUCCACCAAAGCCAUGUCCAGGCCGAGUUCAUGAGGCUUCUCUCAACACUCCUUCGCCUUGAAGGAGCUCCAACAUGACACCCGACUCGGGCAACAUUCGUGUGUUCGUUCGCUUCGAUGAUGACGGGACCACCCUCUUCUCCGGCGAGGAAUUGAAGUGCACCAUCGUCUUCAAGAACGUAGCCCAAGCUGCCCCCAGCAGCGCCGGCUCCACCACUUCCAGCUCAAAUCAACUGCGGCCUCCUCCCCAGUCCCGUGCCGCCAUCCACCAUGCCUCCAGUCGCCUGGCCCCGCCCCCGUCGACAUCCACCUCCGCGCCCCGUCGAGGCCAUCGCCCCAGCUCGUCCAUGAGCGCCCCCGCAAAGACCUCGCGCAGUCGUGCAGGCUCCGUCCCGUGGACUCCCCCGUUCCAUCCGCCAGAGACACAGUCGAGCAAUGGCCAUGGUCAUGAACAAGGGCACAGUCACAGGAGAUCCGUGUCGAUCGUCUCCAUUGGGUCCGUCAACUCUGUCGACAGCCAUGCGACGAGCACCGCCGGCUCAACUACCUCGCGGCCAGGCCGCGGCCAUGGCCGGUCCGCGAGUCUCCAGAUAGUCUCUCGUGGCUCGUCCAUGGCCGGUCCACGAUCUGCCUCACACCCCCAGCGACCCUUCAACACGCCGACAUCACCUCUAUAUAACGCGUCCUACCCUCCGGAUCGAGGCUCUCCCUUUCACCGGCCCUCAGGGGCAUCCACCGUGCCACCAAGUAUUCCUGGCAUCGGCUCCGUAGGCUCUCCUAGAACACCGUCAGCCGUCUUGUCGGAGUUCAGGUUUCCUAUGGGCCCCUCGCCCCUGUCCGACAUUGCUGUUGGCCCUCCUAAACCUGCACCUGAUGCUGCGUGGAAGGGCGCUGCCACACCCCUUGGGGAGCCCGCGAACAUACCGAUGCGUCCAAGAGACCCGAUACCGAUUAUCAAUGAGCAGAUUACCCCGGCUGCCGCCCGAGUCCUCUCAACGAGUAGUAUAACUGGCACACCUAGAAGCAGUGGGGAGUUCUACUCCAUGAGCAAUAAUUCUACAGAGACUCUGGCCUCCGAAUACGUGCUGCAUCAGCCUAUGAGAACUCAUGGGAGGCCACCACACCUACGUCAAAAGUCCACAUUCUCCCCUCUGAAGGCAAAACGCCCCGAGGCUCUGAUGAUGGGUUACGCUCAGGUUCAGGGCUCCUUCACACUAGACGGUUCUCUGGUCGACCUUACGCCGUUUGAGCAGGUCAAAAGAAAGGCAGUGGUAGGAGGUCAGGGUGGCGGUGUUGUUGGCAUUGAGACCUCCAAAAAAGAGAAUGGGUUCAUGCGGAGCUUCGGCUGGGGCAGCUUCACCAAUUCGUUGGGAGAGCUGCUGGGUGCUGGCGAGCUCAGCAGCAUCAAGGAAAUGCGCGGGAUUGCCAGCUCCAAAUCAGUGCCGCUGUUGUCCACGCCACAGUCUAUUUUAUUCGUGGAUUUACAAUUGGCCCCUGGAGAAAGCAAGGCUUUCGAAUAUUCCUUCAGAUUACCCAAAGGCCUACCCCCGACGCACAAAGGAAAGGCCAUGAAGACAUCAUACAGCCUCGUCAUAGGGACACAACGCCCUGGUGGCACUAAAGAGCAACAAGUCAAAUCGGUCGAGAUACCGUUCCGCGUGCUAGGAAGUGUCAACAGCCACGGCGAAAUCCUCGGGCACGAUCUCAUGUCCCCUUAUGUUAUGCUGCGGGACCAGGCUCGAAUACGGACGAUUAGCAUGGGAGACAGCCUGUAUAUCGACAGGCGGCUCAGCGUGACAGAUGCACGAGACAAGAGCGGCAAAGCGGCAGACCCUGAAUCCACGAUGAGUGGGUUCCUGUCGUACGUGGACGAGCUGGUGAACAGCUCCCGGCAUGGCUCAGGUGCAGGUCUGCUAUCGCCGACCGCUGUCACUGGUUCUAGAAGACCGUCGCUCCUCGACGAGGUUAACAGUGCCAAGGAUGCUAUUGACCUGGCCAUAAUAAGGAGUAACCUCACGGCGGAAGGUCAGCAAAGCGCCAAUCGCUUCGAAAUUGCUCGCAACGGGCGUAAAGUUGGCGUUGUAAUGCUUGCGAGGCCUGCAUACCGGCUGGGCGAAGUCAUCACUAUGGCUGUCGACUUUUCGGGGGCCGAGGUUCCCUGCUUUGCAGUGCACGCUGCGCUCGAGACGUCUGAAAGGGUGGAUCACGGUCUAGCGAUGCGUUCCGAGGCAAGCAUUCACCGCGCCUCCAGGAAGGUACAUGUGUCCACAUCCGAGGCCACCUUGUUCUCCCGGCGCAUGGUGUUUAACCCGGCCAUACCGAUUACCGCAACCCCCGAGUUUGUUACCAGCGGCAUUAGCCUGGAGUGGAAGAUCCGGCUGGAAUUCGUUGUACCAUCUCAGGAUGUGGAACCGCCGCCGGUCGAAGACCAGCCCCAAGAAGACUCUGACGAGGAAGGCGAGCAAGGACAGGAAAGACGACUCAUUUCAGCGGAGAAAGCAAGAGCACAACCACAAGGCCCUCACCCGCUUCUAGAGGAGAUAUCACGAGAUGACCGCGGUGGCCUCGUCCUGGUAGCGGCGGAGAACCUCGCCUGCGAGAGCUUCGAGGUCGCCGUGCCGCUGAAGGUCUACGGUGCGGUGUGCAAAGGACUGGAACGGCUAGAGAGAGACGAGGCACUCGAGGAAGGGCUUGUAGUAUAGCGGACAUACCGCAUCUGAUGGCGCACAUGAUAGCACGGGAAAACGGGGGGAAGCGACGCAUAGAUAAAGGGGGCAUGGCAAAAUUUGAUUAGGCGGUUUUAUUGUGGGAUAGAUUCAAUCUACAAAAUGACUACAAGUAUGAUG
Molecule: messenger RNA, 2927 nt
Organism: Diaporthe batatas
Lineage: Eukaryota; Fungi; Ascomycota; Sordariomycetes; Diaporthales; Diaporthaceae
Exons: 2
Coding region: 156-2783 (875 amino acids)
Biological process (GO): retrograde transport, endosome to Golgi
Cellular component (GO): Golgi membrane; Ric1-Rgp1 guanyl-nucleotide exchange factor complex
Source: RefSeq, a predicted model, not a curated record